Vicia villosa (hairy vetch) is the source of this 1739-nucleotide messenger RNA. Its product is annotated as 1-aminocyclopropane-1-carboxylate oxidase homolog 12-like. The transcript is spliced from 3 exons. NCBI's taxonomy places the organism in Eukaryota, Viridiplantae, Streptophyta, Magnoliopsida, Fabales, Fabaceae. Bases 29 to 1183 code for a protein of 384 amino acids. The record is from RefSeq and is a predicted model, not a curated record.
UCUCAUUAGUUGUGUUAAAGAAAAAGCUAUGAGUGAAAACAAAGUGAUGAACACAAACCUAGAAAAUAUCAAAGAAGACCAUGAACAUGUUUAUGAUAGACACAAAGCAUUGAAGGCACUUGAUGAAUCAAAAGCAGGUGUAAAGGGACUUGUAGACAUUGGUGUAUCCAAAGUCCCUAAAAUAUUCAUCCAUGAAAAUAUUCAUGAACAUGAUAACAAACAUACCAUUUCCACUUCCACCAAUCUUAGUAUUCCACUCAUAGAUUUUGGACCUUUAUUUACCAACCCAACAAGCUCAAGUUUACGUCUUGAGAUUGUUGAGAAAGUAAAGUAUGCAAGUGAGAAAUGGGGGUUCUUUCAAGUGGUCAAUCAUGGGAUUCCAAACAAUGUUUUGGAUGAUAUGCUUGAUGGAGUGCUUAGGUUUCAUGAACAAGAAAGUGAAAUGAAGAAAGAGUUUUAUUCUCGUGAUAUUAAUACUAAAAAGGUAAAUUAUAAUACUAAUUUUUUUGAUUUGUUUGUUACUCCAGCUGUUGAUUGGAGAGAUACUCUUUCUUGUAUUGUGGCUCCUCAACCUCUUGAUCCUCAAGAACUACCGACAGUUUGCAGAGAUAUAAUAAUGGAGUACUCUGAGCAUGUUAAGAAAGUGGGAAGAAUUCUAUUUGAAUUGUUUUCUGAAGCGUUAGGCCUCAAUUCAAGUUAUCUUGAGGAAAUUGAUUGUGCAAAAGGACUUUUUCUACUUUGCCAUUAUUCUCCACCUUGUCCUGAGCCAGAAUUAACUUUUGGCAGCAGUGCUCAUUCUGAUAGUAGCUUCCUCACAGUUCUUUUACAAGAUCAAAUUGGUGGCCUCCAAGUUUUCCAUGAAAAUCAGUGGGUUGAUGUCACACCGAUUCAUGGUUCUUUGGUCGUUAACCUAGGCGAUAUGAUGCAGUUAAUUACAAAUGAUAAGUUUCUUAGCGUUAAACACAGAGCUCUAGCAACAAAAAUUGGUCCAAGAGUUUCAGUAGCAUGCUUUUUCAGGCAGCAUCUCCCACCAGAGAAUUCAAAAGUAUAUGGACCUAUAAGUGAUUUAUUGACACUAGAGAAUCCUCCGGUUUACAAGGAAACAUCCGUGAAAAACUUAAUUUCACAUUACUAUGGAAAAGGGCUAGAUGGUACUUCUGCACUAGAUCACGUGAAGUUGUAACCCAGGAGGAAUCAACAGUAAAUUUACUUCAAAUGUGUAAGAGUGAGAGUUUUAACAUGUCUUCUUGGUAAAAACUCCAAUCUUGAUUUUAUGAAUCUAAGGCUAAGUUAAGAGGUCGAUUUGUUAUGAUUUGGCAUGUUGUGGUGUGGGUCAUUUGGUCUGUUUGUAAUGAUAAGUUUUUUUUUCUUUUGAUUCAUCAACAAAUAUGAAAGAGGUGGAAGAUAAGACUAUGUUAUAGUUUGAAAUCGGUUUUUUAACAAGUCAUCAUUGAAAUCAUCAUCUUUCUCUGAUUGACUUCAGAACCCUAUCAUGCGUAUGAAUCAAUAGCAGUUCAAGAAUUCUGACAUAUUCUAGAGGCGUUUAGUGGAUUUUUGGUGUUGCUUGUGGUUUCUAGUAUGAUGAUAGUGGGUCUGAUGGUCUGAGUUCUAGCUAGGUUCUCGUUGGGCGGUGCUUCACAGAGUGGGUGCUCUAUGGGCUUUUUCAGUCCUUGUUUUUGUGUUUCUUGUAUUUGUUGUUGGUUAUGUUUUUCUUUGGUCCUGUUUGUCUGAUUUUAUGA